UAGACAACAAACCCGGAGAAGAAGAGGUGGCAAUGAAUCGGUGAAAUUCUUCUGAUUUGAUUACAAUUUUCACAGUUGAAGAAGAAAACAUGGCAGAAUCAAACCAUUGAAAUUAAAAAAAUUGUAAUAAUCGUGUCCUCCAAUUUCCCCCGCCAUCUCGCCGCCGCAACCGUAUUCACCUGCGCCGUCGCCACUCAUCUUUUCCAUCAACGCCGCCGUCUCCUCCGCACAGUAAAUCCAAAAGCUUCCUCCGACAUUUCAUUUCCCUUCAAAUCACACUCAACAACAGUAAAUUGCAGACAAAAAUUGAGAAUAUGAGGCUUCUGAAGGUAGCAACUUGCAAUUUGAAUCAAUGGGCAAUGGAUUUUGAUUGCAAUAUGAAGAAUAUUAAGGAGUCCAUUUCUAGGGCUAAAGAAUCGGGCGCCGUGAUUCGGUUGGGCCCCGAGCUUGAAAUCACUGGCUAUGGCUGUGAAGACCAUUUCUUGGAACUCGACACUGUCAAUCACGCGUGGGAUUGCUUGAAAGAGUUAUUACUCGGCGAUUGGACGGACGGCAUAUUGUGUAGUUUCGGAAUGCCUAUUAUCAAGGGGUCAGAGCGGUACAAUUGUCAAGUCCUUUGCUUGAAUCGGAAAAUAGUGAUGAUACGCCCGAAGAUGUGGCUCGCAAAUGACGGAAACUAUAGAGAACUCAGAUGGUUUACGGCAUGGAAGCAAAAAGACCGUCUUGACGACUUUCUUCUUCCAAGUGAUAUAUCCGAGUCUCUGUCGCAAACAACUGUACCGUUUGGCUACGGGUAUAUCCAGUUUCUUGACACGUGCGCUACACAUACCCGUGGAGGAGUUUACAUGUACAGUAAUCACCAAGGAUGUGACGGUGGACGCCUUUAUUAUGAUGGAUGCGCUUGUGUUGUUGUCAAUGGAGAUGUGGUUGCCCAAGGGUCACAGUUCUCGUUAAAGGAUGUCGAAAUGGUGGUUGCUCAAGUUGACCUAGAUGCGGUCGCUAGUCUUAGAGGAUCUAUUAGUAGCUUUCAAGAACAAGCCAGUUGCAAACCAAAAGUUCCCGCAGUUUCAGUACCUUACAAGCUUUGCGAGUCUUUUAAGCUCCAAAUGUUGCUAUCGAGUCCACUUAAGAUUCAAUAUCAUUCUCCUGAAGAGGAAAUAGCUUUCGGGCCGGGCUGCUGGUUGUGGGAUUAUUUAAGAAGAAGUGGUGCAUCUGGUUUUUUACUUCCGCUCUCUGGUGGAGCAGAUAGCUCAUCUGUCGCUGCCAUAGUUGGUUGCAUGUGCCAGCUAGUAGUAAAAGAAGUAGCAAAUGGGGAUGAACAAGUCAAAGCUGAUGCGAUAAGAAUCGGCCACUAUACCGAUGGACAGUUUCCAACCGACAGUAAAGAAUUCGCCAAACGAAUAUUCUACACAGUUUACAUGGGCACCGAAAAUAGUUCCGAUGCUACAAGAAAUAGGGCAAAAAUUCUUGCCGAAGAAGUCGGGUCGUGGCAUCUCGAUGUGUCAAUAGAUGGAGUGAUUUCUGCCUUGCUCUCUUUAUUUCAGACACUUACAGGAAAACGACCUCGCUACAAGGUAGAUGGAGGGUCAAACAUCGAAAAUUUAGGGUUGCAAAAUAUUCAGGCUCGAAUCAGAAUGGUGUUAGCAUUUAUGCUAGCAUCACUCUUGCCAUGGGUUCACAUUGACAUUACUGUAUGGAAAGAGUUUUAUCCAAGUUCGUUUCCUCCAAUCGUCAAAUUGCCAGCUUUGUUCGACCCUCGACAUAAUCCACAAUAA
Messenger RNA from Erythranthe guttata (spotted monkey flower), 1775 nucleotides. The record is from RefSeq and is a predicted model, not a curated record. Lineage: Eukaryota; Viridiplantae; Streptophyta; Magnoliopsida; Lamiales; Phrymaceae.